This is a messenger RNA of Sardina pilchardus (European sardine), 818 nucleotides long. RefSeq names its product nucleophosmin/nucleoplasmin, 2a (gene npm2a). The transcript is spliced from 6 exons. NCBI's taxonomy places the organism in Eukaryota, Metazoa, Chordata, Actinopteri, Clupeiformes, Clupeidae. Gene Ontology annotation, cellular component: nucleoplasm; cytoplasm; nucleolus. Bases 156 to 587 code for a protein of 143 amino acids. Gene Ontology annotation, molecular function: histone binding; RNA binding; chromatin binding. Gene Ontology annotation, biological process: positive regulation of DNA replication; chromatin remodeling. The record is from RefSeq and is a predicted model, not a curated record.
CGUUUAAGUGAGUAUCACCAACUAUUUUCUUAAUAUUCCCUGACUUUCAAACGACAGAAUGACUGCAGGGAUUUUUAAAAGAUCAUUUCAUUCGUAAAAUUGUGUAAAAUCUUGGGCGGACGAUGCUAUGACAUCUUGCCAAGGAGUAACGUAAGAUGCAUGUUUCCCAUCUCCAAAAUUGGUUGAUGGCGAUGAUUGAGGUCCCGAAAGAUGACAGCAUAAAUUCACUUUGUUCAUCCUGUUCAUCCAUCUCAGACAAAGUUUAUGUACCUUGGGGCUGUGAGCUGACUUCCUCCAAAGAAACAGCAGUUUUUGAAGUGGACUACCCCUUGGAGUGUCAGUUCUUUGUCAGAACGAUCUGUCUGAGUGCUGGUGCCAGUGAUGAUAUGCAUGUGGUUGCUGUUUGUGAUGGAGAUGGGAAGGUUAAGGAGGUACCUAUUGCAACACUGCAUCAUACCAUGCCCAUGGUUAGUUUCCAAGCAUUUGAGCUUACACCACCAGUGACUUUCAAACUUGCCUCAGGGAAAGGGCCUGUCUUCAUCACUGGUCAGCAUAUAACUAUUGGAUUGGAAGAAGAUGAAUCUUGACCUAUCCACCAUGGAAACGGCACUGAUAUUCACUGUGGACUAUCGUGUGAAUGGCUUCAUCAUGGCUUCAAAAGCUGUCGGCCUAUGUACCUUUUAAUAUUAAAUCUUCUAAGCCAACUGCUAAUUAACAGUAACCAUCCAUUUGUAUGUCAUCAUGUUUGCAAUUUUGAAAUUUGUAUUAGAGAAACUAAAUAAACAAUAGUAGCCUACAUGUUUGCCAGAAAGUGCUCU